AUGGUGGUCACACGCCGCAACGCGAACACUGAGCCCGCGCAGCUUGCUGCAUUGGAGCGAAGUGCUGGCAUCACAAUUUCCCCUCCAGAGCUGCCUCCUGUGACACGCCAGAAGCGCGCCCGGCGCGCGGCUGCCUCAGUCCAGGUCGAGUCCAAGACGCGCUCAGUGACUGAGAUCGCGAACACAUCGCGCGAGGUCACAACCACGUCACGCGCAGCUACUUUCACCACGCCAACCACCGCUACAACAACAACAACUACGUCACGCGUCAGUGUCUCUGCACCUACCGCCGCCAUCCCCACAACUGGCACGAAGCGACGCACGCGAUCGACAAAGGCAGAGACAGCCUCGCCUCUCCGUGCACUGCCGCAGCAGCCUGAGCGCGUUACUCAGAAACGCAAGCGCGUCACCAAGAAGACCGCUAGCGAGACACCAGAGCCUGAGCCAACACCAGUGCGCCACCAGCCUGAGCCUGUGCAAGAUGAGAACAGUGAUGACCAGGGCAUCUUCUUCUCAAAGAGUGAGCCCAAAAUUUCUUCUCCUUCCUCGAGUUUACUAAAAGUCAUUUCUGAAGAUGAGGUCGAUACUCUUCGCAACGAGAAUUUCCAACUCCGAGCACGUAUCGAUCAACUUGAAGACGACAAUGCUCGCCUCAUCACCGAAAACGAUUCUCUUCAACUGAAACUCAUGACCGGUCAGGUCUCAGCUAACCACCGCUACUCAGACUUUGACAUGUAUGGCGCCAUGGAGCCUAUCACUCCUCCGCCAUCACAACCAGAAUUUGUUCAGGGUAGUGAAUCUGCAUUGGCGCUGCUUCACAAAGUGGAGGAAGCGGCCAGACAGUCUGCGGACGUCGUCGUGCCAUCGCCACCAUCAACCCAGGAACGUGAAGAACAACCCAUCUCAGACACUCCCGAAGAAUCCCAAGUCACGCCACAACCCAUAAGCACACCUUCUGGUUUCUUCAGCCGGUCUUUCUCCGCACUCAAAUCUACCUUUGGGUUCUCUUCAUCAACUCCUCAACAACCAUACUCACCCACGCCAUCGCGAGCGCUGCCCCCACCCAACACGUUCACCGAGACUCUAUCUGUUCCGCCAACGCCAGUGGGUGAGCGAGUGAAGACGCCAUCUAAGAAGAAGAAGCGCAACCCAAUGAUUAAGGCGCUCACAAGAGGUGUCCAACCUGAAGAGAUGGCCAAAGCAGAAAAGUGGGCUAGGCAAGUCGCUGCUGACCUCAAGAACGACUCUUCCUCCGGCGACAAGCGCAAGCGACUCGAAACACCUGUUCUCUACAAGGAGCUCAACUACUACCCCUCGUCGAAGCCCUGGGAGACCGGCUUUGGUGAUCCGCUUGGCGACAUGGACUUGGACGACGACGAUGUCGUUCCCACCUGGGCUGUCUAUGCUGACAUGAAAGCGGAAGAGGAAGAGCAUCGCGCGAAGAAACACAAGGCUUCCCACCAAGUGACAAUCGAGGACGACGACAUCGUCUCUUUGGACGAAGCGCAUGCCGCCAACACGGGUGUGCCGUCGCCUCAGAAACUUAUGGACACCCGUGGCCGCUCCGCUUCUCUUUCGGAUUUCCAUCCUCGCCGCUCUACCGAGCCGUCUCCCAUGUUCAAGACUCCAGUUUCACAUCAAGAGGGCGGAAACGUAUUUGACGAACUUCGAGGUCUCGAUGCCGCAGCUCAGGGUUACACGAAUGAUCUGGAAUCACUUCAACGUGCUACCAAGACGGCUGUUCAGGAUCCCGUUCACAAGCCAGUCCACAACCCCUCCCAGGGCUCAUUCAGUGUCCCGGAUUACGACUCCGACGAAGACGACACGACCAUGAACAGCGAGACGCCUAACGCCGAUGCUGAGCCAAUCUGGACGCAGCCACCCCCUCCAGCUCCUGUUCCCGCCCAUGCUCCUUUGCCUGGAGCGGCCGUUGAGCCACCCUCUUCCCCAACCACGUCGCAGCCUGUUGGCGAGAUCGAGCGCCAGCGACAGAGGCUGAUGAAGCACACUCCCGCAAAACCCAGCCGUCUUCGGGAGGCCACUUACCCCUCCCCAAGCCUCAUGUCAGAUGCGGGUAAUGAGUCGAUCAUGGCGGCCACCCCCAUUCAGGUUGUUGAACUCUUUGCCGGCAUGCCAGGAGCGGAGCCACUUGAUCUCGAUGACGACAUCUUGGAAGCUGCCGAGGCAUUCGCAGCUACUGAAGAGUUCCAGAAGCAGCUUGCUGCUACCCGCUGGUCCAGCCCGAUUCUCACCUACGAGUCCGAUGAGGAGGAUAUGAGCUCCGAGUAA
This is a messenger RNA of Dothidotthia symphoricarpi CBS 119687, 2289 nucleotides long. RefSeq lists its product as uncharacterized. The record is from RefSeq and is a predicted model, not a curated record. The transcript has 2 exons. NCBI's taxonomy places the organism in Eukaryota, Fungi, Ascomycota, Dothideomycetes, Pleosporales, Dothidotthiaceae. Bases 1 to 2289 code for a protein of 762 amino acids.